AUGUCCAAGACUAUUGAGAUCGCGUCUCAUAAGCAAUUCCAGGACCUUCUUAAGUCCUCCCAAAUUGUGGUGACAGACUUCUACGCAGAUUGGUGUGGUCCCUGCCACACAAUUGCGCCUCUUUACGAACAGCUCUCGGCUCAACUCUCACGUCCGAAUCACAUCACAUUUACCAAGGUCAAUGUCGAAACGCAGACGCAGAUUGCGUCCCAGUUCGCUGUGUCUGCGAUGCCUACGUUUAUGAUAUUCAAGGCCGGUAAAGAGGUAGAGAAGGUGAUGGGUGCCGAUCCACGAAAACUCCAAGAUGUCGUCAAGAAACUUGCUGCAGAAGCUGAAGGUAGCUCCUCUGGAUUUGGAGAGGCGACCGGAAGUGGCAGCAACUGGCGUGUGGGAGGCCUGCCAAGAGGAUAUAGCGAUGUGACGGAUCAGGUUGAUAUCAAAGGCAUGGAGCUGUUGAAUGCAGAUAGCGACUUUGGGACGGUCAGAACUCUGAUUGAACCUGCAAAGCCUACGGGAUUGCAGAAGGGUCAAGCAGCAGCGUCUGCAGGAAAGGACUGGGUCGAGAGUGAUACGGAUGAGCAGCUCAUGUUGUUUAUGCCCUUCCAAGCUAUGCUCAAGGUCCACACACUCCAGAUCACAUCCCUCCCACCUGCCUCUUCUGAAGAUGAUAAAAUCCCCAUGAGACCGAAGACCAUUCAGCUCUAUACGAACCGAGCACACAACCUGGGCUUCGACGAAGCUGAUGAUAUACCUGCCACUCAAAGCAUCACCCUCGAGAGCAAGGACUGGGACGAGACCGGGACCGCGACGGUUUCUCUCCGCUUCGUCAAGUUCCAGAAUGUCACAUCGCUGGUUCUGUUCAUUGUGGAUGGCGAUGGAGAAGGCGAGAAGGUCCGCAUUGAUAGAGUUAGGAUUAUCGGUGAGACUGGGGAGAAGCGAGACCAGGGGAAGCUGGAGAAGAUCGAGCAUUGA
Drepanopeziza brunnea f. sp. 'multigermtubi' MB_m1 is the source of this 972-nucleotide messenger RNA. RefSeq lists its product as uncharacterized. Gene Ontology annotation, molecular function: protein-disulfide reductase activity. NCBI's taxonomy places the organism in Eukaryota, Fungi, Ascomycota, Leotiomycetes, Helotiales, Drepanopezizaceae. The record is from RefSeq and is a predicted model, not a curated record. Gene Ontology annotation, cellular component: cytosol.